GGCUCUCUCGUGGACAGCGUUGGCCUCCUCGAAGGCGGGGUCCGAGGGGCAGCGACCUUUGACCUGAGCCCGGCGCUGCCGCAGCCCCGCCCACUCCGCUCCUCUCCAAGCCAAUAGACUACGGCGGUGCUAGAGGUGCGACCAAUAGGCGGUGGUGGUGUUUGGGGGCUGUCAGAGCCGGAAGUGCAGCAGCCCUGGAGGAGCCAUGGGGGUGAAGCUGGAGAUCCUGAGGAUGUUCGUGUACCUGACCUUCCCUGUCGCCGUGUUCUGGGUCUCCAACCAGGCCGAGUUUUUCCAGCGUCACGUGAUUGACCGCAAGAGGGAGAUUUUCCCGCCGGACAACCCCGAACAGCGCCGGGCCAUAGCUGAGCUGAAGCAGCGGCUGCGAGAAGGGAAGGGGACACAGGCAUGAGGGGACAGGGGACACACGGCCACCACGGGGGACACGGCAGUGACAGAGGGGACAUGUGUCUGCACAACAUGGCUGCACCGUGACACCGGUGCCGUGGCUGUGGUGGUGACACCGGAGACGCGUGGCAGUGCCCUGUCACCGUGGGCACAUCGUCACACCAGUGCCAGUGCCACGCUGGUGACAGAGGGAACAUCUGUGGUGUCACCUUCCUGCCAGCGCUGUGGUGGCAUUGGUGACAGACGGGACACAUGGCAGCAUCCUGGUGCCAUCGCUGUGUCCAUGCUGGUGACAGAGGGGACGUUGUGACAGCAGCCAAUGGCAUCGCUGUGGCCGUGCUGAUGGCACAGGGGACACGUGCCCGCGUGUCGUCCCCGUGUUGGUGGCACAAGGGACACAUGUCUUCGCCUAAUGCCACUGUCACGGGUGGCAGCGCGGCCACGUGGCUGCCCCCGUGUGACGUGGGGAUACGAGGGACAUGUGUGUGACACGUGAGGGAGUCAUGUCCAGACCUGCUGCUGCCACCCAGCCCCGAGGGGACACGUGGCACCCCUGGGUGUCCUCACCCCCAAUAAAAGGCGCCGGCACUGCCCACGGGGGUGUCCCCAAGGUGUCACCAGGUGCUGUCCCUUAGUGCCACCUGGGGCUCCCUCAGUGUCCCCUGCUGCCACCCCCACGGGCGUCCUGUGUCCUUCAGUGUCACCUGAGUGCUGCGGGUGUCCCUCGGUGCCACCCUCCCACUCC
Messenger RNA from Cinclus cinclus, 1153 nucleotides. Its product is annotated as protein PET100 homolog, mitochondrial. The transcript is spliced from 5 exons. Gene Ontology annotation, cellular component: mitochondrial inner membrane; mitochondrion. Gene Ontology annotation, biological process: mitochondrial respiratory chain complex IV assembly. The record is from RefSeq and is a predicted model, not a curated record. Lineage: Eukaryota; Metazoa; Chordata; Aves; Passeriformes; Cinclidae. The coding region runs from base 206 to 412 and encodes 68 amino acids.